AUGGCGGCGGCACUAGUCGUCCUCCUGUCAUGGGUAGCUCUUGCUGUGGCCAGGAGACAGUGUGGACCAGCGGAGGAGAGAGGCCGAUUACGUUUUGCAGGUGUUGUGUUUCAUGAAAAAAUUCUGAGAAAUUCGCAGCAGUGCUUCAACCUUUGCUGGUCAACAACUCCGUGUAAGACUGUGAACUUUUCCUUCAAGACCAGGAAGUGUUCCCUGAUGAAAACUAAGCAUCAACGCCCAACCGACCUGGACGUAGAUUUCAACAAUGUGUACGGAGUGGUGUCCCGACCUCAGUGCAAGUCUUUCAGAAACCCUUGUGAUGACCGGCCAUGCAAAGAAAGCUUCACCUGUUUUGGUUACGACAAAACGCAUACAUGCGUCCCAGCAAAGCCCCCCCGAAUCCGAUGUCCACCCCCAAAGCCUCUCCCCAAUGCCCGUGUACGAGCCACCGGGAGAUGGCGCAAGAAAGUAGCAACGUUCACCUGCAAGAAAGGAUUCAAGUUCAAAGGGAACAGUAACAGCAGCAUCUGUACCAAACAUGGCUUGAAAGGCAUCUGGAAGGGCCUGGACGGAAAAUGCAUACGUCUUAGGUGUGCCGAGCCGGUUGAGGUAGACAACGCACUGCUGAUGCCUGGGCCCACGCUUGCUGGCAGUACCAGGGCAUACACCUGCAACAACGUCAACCAGUCCGUAACUGUCAUCUGCCACAACAACGAGACAUGGAGCAGUCAUCAUCUGCACUGCCCUGUUGACUGUGGAGCUCCCCCCAACAUCAGUAACACCGUCGUGUCUGAUGGCGGGACCCUGGAGGGGAGCAACCGAACCUACUUUUGUGACGAGAACAGAGUGCCAAGUGGGAACCGCUACAUCACCUGUCUGACCAACUCAUCAUGGAGUAAAACUGACUUCAAGUGCAAGGUGGACUGCGGACAGCCUCCUCCCGUCCCCCACGCUAACAGUACGUACAACAGCACAUAUUUGUACGGUAGCGCGACGUAUGAAUGUCUUCGUGGCUACAAGGCAGCUGGGGUCAACGAACAAACAUGUACGGCAAACGGCCAUUGGUCUAAUCACUCGUUCAGCUGCACCGAAGUGCAGUGCGUGGAUCCCGUGGAAGUUGAGCACGUCGUCCACGAGGGGCAGGGGCCGUGGUACAGCGGAGACACGUUACAGCUUCAGUGUGAGGACGGAUUCACAGCAUCCGGCAACAGCCAGGCAUUUUGCGGCAUGGACGGAACAUGGCUUAAUGUCUCAUUACAAUGCACAGAAGCAUUACCCCGUGUCCUGGUUGCCGUAAAGGAAACAGGGAAGUUCCACAUCAUAGAUGUUCGCACCAAGGAGACCGAGGUGUUGCACUUUGAAAGUUCCAAGAGCGUGCAGGACGUUGACUUCUGUCCCUAUCUGAAAAAACUCUUCUGGGUGGAGGAAAAUUCUAUUAAAGCUGCAAACCUUACCGAUACAACUACUGAAAUGGUUGUCAACUCUACAGGCAUCGGGGGCUUUGUGCGCGUUGAUGGACAAAAGAAUUUUGUUUUCUACGCAAUCCGAGGGAAAAAAACAAAACUUAUGCGGCUUAUAAAUGGCAAAGAGAGUAAAACCCUCACAGAAGUGGAUGCACCCCUUGCCUUGGAGAUCGUUACCCAAUCGGAGCUUGUGUACUGGGCGGAGUGGAUCACCGAUAAGCAAAUAAGACGAAUGAAGUACGACGGAACAGAUGUGCAGACGGUCAUCAAGCUGCAUAGGUGCGAUCUGGGACCCUGGGCUGUUCAUAUUGACGAAAACAAGCGGAUGUACUGGAGUGUGAACGAUGAGGUGAAGUACAGUGACGAUAACCAGGACCACAACAAGACCCUCAGCCAGUUCAACAACAUCUGUGACAGCAUAAAAACGUUCCGCAACAUGGUGUUUGUCAGCUGCACCAACGACACGACAGUAAGAUUGCACGUCAACGGGACAAUGCAGGCUCCGCUAUCCCUGAACGACCACUUCUCCGGGGAGAAGUUCAUCACUAUCAUACCGUGAUAACAUUGGAAAAAUGGGCCAUACCAGGGGGAGACAACCACAGCACUGUAUUCAGGUGGCGUCUUGGCAGCUGCACUGGUCCACUACUGUAUGGCGAUUUCCCGUCUUAACUUUUACUACAAUGUGAUCUCCCUUCCGCCAUGCGCUGACAUCAGUUGUAUCGAAACACCCUGACCUGCUACCUGGGAAACAUGCACCACGGUGCACAGCCCAAGGAGCCCGGACCUGCCUGUGCGGGGGUACAUGAACAGCAGUUACCAGCUACAAUCUGCAGGAACUACAACCAUGGCCAGCUGUUCUGGUUCAGCUAAUUCAUCUUGUUGUUGAAAAUUGUACUCCUAUAUUGUCAGCACCACUUAAACCUCCCACAACUGUCAGCUCUACACAGAUGCUUAACAGGGAUG
Messenger RNA from Haliotis rubra (blacklip abalone), 2426 nucleotides. Its product is annotated as sushi, von Willebrand factor type A, EGF and pentraxin domain-containing protein 1-like. Lineage: Eukaryota; Metazoa; Mollusca; Gastropoda; Lepetellida; Haliotidae. The record is from RefSeq and is a predicted model, not a curated record. The coding region runs from base 1 to 2022 and encodes 673 amino acids. The transcript is spliced from 13 exons.